Messenger RNA from Tachysurus vachellii, 2677 nucleotides. RefSeq lists its product as uncharacterized. The record is from RefSeq and is a predicted model, not a curated record. Bases 133 to 2355 code for a protein of 740 amino acids. The transcript has 3 exons. Lineage: Eukaryota; Metazoa; Chordata; Actinopteri; Siluriformes; Bagridae.
UUGUGAAUCUGGGUGCCAGACGUUCACUAAUGAGCACAUACUCUCAGUAUAACAUUCCUAUUGCACAACGGUUGCAGACAUUGAUGGUUUUUGGUUUUGAGGUUUGGACUAAAGUUCGCAAUAGGUUCAAGAAUGCUUUGGAGGGUAUAUUGGCUACUCCUGUUGAAUCUUGCUGUGAAUAUUAGUGCUGAAACUGUUUACAGCUAUGCCUCUCAAUAUGGAAGUAAACCAGGAAACUUUACUGAGGCAGAAAGUACCCCUGUGACAAGUGAACCGGUGCCACAAGAAGUUUCAUGCAGUGGUGUAAAGGGCCAAGGAUCUUGCUUUGGGAUGGUCUCAAGAGGUGCCAGUUAUGAUCCAUCAUUCAAGGCUGCUAUUUCUUCUGGCGGGGCCUCACAGGACUCAAGGAAUGAUGCCUAUGGCUCAGUUUUUGCCUCUUACCUAAACUCCAGCCCUUCAGUCAGUGGUUCUAAAAACAUGCAACCUGUAGAUUUUAACAAAAAUGCUGAGUAUGAGCCUAGUACUCCUCGUGUUGUAUCAUAUGGUUCAGUGUAUAGACUUCUAAAACCACUUGGUGCCUACAGCUCCACUAGAUCUGCACUUUCUACAAAAUAUAAGCCUCCUAUUAGCAGGUCUGUGACAUCAUCCAAGACUGCACCAGUUGGCCAAAAUGGUUAUCAGACUGGGUACUCUCAGGAUAAUUAUGCUACUACACAUCAGGGAGAUGCUUAUAACUCUAUGGCUGCUACAUAUUAUUCAAGAAAUAAACCCUCACUAAAAGGCAUGGUGAUCUCAAGCGGUCCCAUAAUAACAUUUAUUAUGCCAAAUCAGAGUAAUGAACAACUUGUACAAACUAUCGACAAAGCCCAGCAUAAGCAUGAACCUGGUGCACCCAUCAAACCGUCGGUGGCUGUCGACCAACCUACUGCUGAACCUUCUAAGCCUUUUGAGCAUAGCCAAGGACUGAACUAUCAAAGGUUUUCUUCCCAGCUUAAAAUACCAAGUCACAGCAAAUGCCACCCUCAUCAGUCAGUAAUAAAGCCAGUUACUGCCCCCAAACCUUACUUGGCAAGUCCAUUAACUCCAGAAUCAAGGGCCACGGAACCAAGUUUUAUACAAGUGGGAAAUGCUGACCGCCCAGCAGACACAAAUAACAAAUCCUCCAUUUUCUUCAAGGCAGCUCAAUCUACCUAUAUGCAGCAAACAACCAAACCGGUGAAGAGUAGCCAGCAGCUAGCUGAUUUUUCUCAAGAUGUCUAUGACUCAACUUCAACUACAGUAUCAUUGCCUGAUUCUGUAUAUAGAUUUACAAGACCAAAAAAUGUCUAUGGCACAUCUGAAAGUAUACGUACCUCAGCGUAUGAGCCGUCUAGCAGUGCUAAGACUGCUCAAAGCAACUACAUGCAACAACUCUAUCAAGCUGGACCUUCUUUUUCUAAAGUUGAUUAUAGUUCUCCUUCCUCUGCAGUGACUACAGGUGAUUCAAGGCAUGGUUUUGCACAGUCAGGAAAUGGGUAUGGCUCAGCUGAUAAUGCCUAUACUUUACAUUCUCUGACUACUGCUAGCAGUUCCAAUUUGCUUCCAAAUCCAUACAUCAUAGCCAGGCAUGAUGGGAGAUCUUACCCUAUGAUUAAGCCACUACAACCCAACUACAAAUAUUUUCCAACAAGGUAUACACAAAUGGGUUCUGUUAAGGAUUUUGACCAGUUAAAAACAAAUCUGAUUCCCCAGAUGUCUGAUCAGGCUGUAAAGUCAGAAGGCUUUCAAACCUGGCAACAUUAUGGUUCUCUCAUGGUUUCUGACUCUGCACAGAACAGUGAUUUCCCUCAAAAGAACCCUCAAAGGACCGUUUCCAAACCUUUAGACUCCAUUCACUCUCAUCCAUACAAACCUAAAAACCUAUUUAAUUAUUUGUCAAGCUUGCCUCUCCCAGAUGAGCAAUCUAUAUCCAGGACCUACAACCAACUACAAACUGGACAGUCAAAAUCUGCCAAUCUGACUACCUCUAUCCAAAAAAAUUAUACAGCUAAACAGAUCUGGGGUUAUUACAGUCCUGCUUCCUUACUUUUGUCUCAAGGUAGAGCUGGAGUUGCUAUGCCAAGGUCUGUUUCUGACCCUGCAAGUGGGUAUGUCGUGGACCAGACCGGACAUCCGUCAGGUGUCCUUGUCAAGCCUUCCCAACAAAUAUUCAGGUCUUUGACAUCAUCACCCAGUAGUCCAGAAAGUCAACCUGUCUCUCCAAGAAGUUGGUAUGGACCAUCACAUCCAGAUUCAGGGUUUGCUCUGAGAGACUCCAGGCCACUGCUCCAGUCUGGGAAGGAUUCUUUCAGUCCUACCCAGAAUGAACAUGAUUAAAAUCAUAGUAACUACCAGUAUCUGUGUUAAACACUGAUGGAAAAUGAAAAUUGUCUUAUUUCUACCAAAGACCUUGUCUUGCAGUUUGAGGUGUUUCAUAAAACAACCACUGAGCAAAUUCUACUGAGAGAUUUUUUUUUUUUUUUUUUUUUUUCCCCAAAUAGUAUGUUUACUGAAACCUUAAACCAAAUCUCAUAUAAUGACAUUUUAGUGCAUGUGAUGACCUUGGAACUCAAGGUUUUCCUUUAUUGUUCCAGUUUGAGUUGGCUCUGCUGCAAUUUAUUAAACUGCUGAUGUAAAUAAAGACUGCCUUUAUGAAAAA